This is a messenger RNA of Trichomonas vaginalis G3, 384 nucleotides long. RefSeq names its product N-acetyl-beta-D-galactosaminidase protein. The record is from RefSeq and is a predicted model, not a curated record. NCBI's taxonomy places the organism in Eukaryota, Parabasalia, Trichomonadida, Trichomonadidae. The coding region runs from base 1 to 384 and encodes 127 amino acids. The transcript has a single exon.
AUGACUAAUGGAAAAAGAGGAAAUUGGAAUUUCGAUGAUGGAACAUGGCAAGGAUUCCAUUACAGUACUUCCUAUGAAUAUACAUUUGAUGUAACUAUUGAUCUCGAAAAUGUUACUGAGAUGCACGAGAUCUAUGCAACAUUCUUGAGAAACGACCAACAAAUGAUUUAUCUUCCUGAACACGUUAAAAUUUCACUCUCUUAUGAUGGUACAACAUUCAUGAAUAUCAUGGAUGAACACUACCAAUGGACUGACUCCCCAACAACUGCUUACCAAGCGAAGGGAUGGAAAGGCGCUGCUUAUGGAAGAUACAUCAGGUUCCAGGCUGCAGUAUAUAGUGACCAUCCACACUGGAUGUUUGUCGAUGAAGUUGUAGUUUUUUAA